UUCAAAUGUUAGGACCCCAAGAUGAGCGGACAUUGAUGCUCAAUGCCAAAACCACUGAUUUCCGUGGCUCUAAGACCCUGAAUGAUAACACACUUGCCAGAGAUACUAGGAUUGUUAAUAACCGCACUGUGAUAGACAAGGAUAUGGGCAAGAUGGAGCUAUAUAAAAAUGACCAAUCCCGGCUCCCAAAGCAAUUUGAGAAGGAGUUGUUACAUCUCAAAAAUAUCAACGAUAGACUUUCAAAAGAACUUAAAAAGUGCCAGUUCAUUAUGGGAGUUGAACCUCCACAUCUGGAGGAUAUUUAUCUAGGUAACAAAGAAAAGACGGAGGAAUUUGAGGAGCUACUGAAUAUCAUCAACAGCUCAUACUACAUGUCUCCCCUCUUGCUAGCCUACGACGACCAUUUUUACACUGUAGAGAGGGAGCUGAAGUCCUCCCAUCUAGAGAUUGCCAAACUCCACGAAAACAUGAGAAUACUCGAGAUGGAAAACUCCAAGCUGAGUGAUAACCUUGAGCUGAAGAUCAGGGAAUACUCCAAACUUGUCGCAAAGACCAUCCAAAAUUCUGAUAUUUUAACCGAUUUCCAGGUAGAGAAGAAGGAGAUGGACGAAAGACUUUACUUGUUAACUGAGGAGAACCAGAUGCUACUCGAGCAAGUGACAUUACUUAAGCAGCAUUACGACACAUUCAAUAAUGAUUAUAGCCAAAAAGUAGAAGACGCUGAAAGAAAGAUAGCUUCCUAUGAUCAGCUGAACUCUCAGUAUAAGAAGGCUUACACAGAAUUAGUUGAGGUCCAAAAGAGCAAUCAGUUUUUAGAUAACAAAAUUAGAGAAAGAGAGAGAACCUUAGGUAUGAUCGAGGAAAAGAGGAAGGCUGAGGUCAAGGAGCUUAAUAAGCUCAGAACCGAGCACACCCUCAUGCAGCAAGAAGUCGCUUACUACAAAGACCAAGUAGACAAGCAGAGCUACAAAAUCUCUCAAGACCAGACCUCUAUUGAUAAAGAGAUCAGGUUACGCAAGGAUCGAGAAAGCAACGCUCAAGAUUUGGUUAACCGCCUUGAAGAUGAACUUGAGAGAGCCAAGACAGAAUGUAAGAGGCUUCACAGGCAAGUUAAGGACAAGAAUUCCGAACUGAACGAACUAGUCAAGCUCAAUGACGACUACCAGAGCCAACUCCAGGAGUUCAGGAACAAAGAUUUCGAUAGCUCAGAGCUUAGCAGAGAAUACAAGGAAAAACUUGAAAAAUUAAAGUUUGAGCAAGAGAAAAUGAAGAUCAAGGAGGAUAACUACAUCAGACAGAUCCAGAAGUUAGAGGAAGAUCAUAAAUCUGAGAAUGCUCGCAAGGAAGACAAAUACGAGUCCAUGAUCAAGGCUAAAGAAGCUCGGCUUAACAAGAAAUACGACGACCUUGAUGACAGAUACACUCAAGCUCUGAGCGAAAUUGAUCAUCUCAAGUCAAUGAUAGAGCAGAAGGAAGCUCUAGUACGGCAGAUCGAGUCCGAAGUAAAUGGCUUCAACAGGAAGGAAUCAAAAAUCAGGGAGCAGUACGAGGUCCAGCUAAAGGAGCUUAAAUCUAGCUACAAGAACUUAGAGCAUGACGUUGCAAGAAUGGAGGCUGAAAAGGAAAAGCAUGAGAUUACUAUUGACAAAAUCACAAAAAGUUCUAGGGAUAAUGAGAGAAGACUGGAGAGCCAAGUAGAUGAACUCAGAAGAGACCUUGAGAACACCAAAGAUGACCUAGAGAAUUUAAGAGAGGAAAGAAGAAGACUUAUGGCAAGAGUUGGGUCAUAA
Moneuplotes crassus is the source of this 1790-nucleotide messenger RNA. The record is from the annotation of a GenBank genome assembly. NCBI's taxonomy places the organism in Eukaryota, Ciliophora, Spirotrichea, Euplotida, Euplotidae.